CCUGCCGCAGCAAUGCAACAAGAACUGCAGCAAUGGGUUCAUCAUCAGCUGCACCUUCCAAUUUGCUCUCAACCUCCUUCACCUGUGUCACUUCCAACUCAACUCAUUCCUUCCUCAGACCCUCAAAACUCUCCUGCAUAACCAAAACCACCCUUCCUCCCAAGAUCUCACACACCCAUCUUCCAAGAUUUCACAGAGGAAAGACCAGAGCUGCCCUUGAUGAAGACAACCACACUAUCACUACACCCAUUGCCGUUCAGGAACAACAGCCCAGUGAAGAAGUCGAAGAAAGUGUGAAAGUGUUGAAAAAUGCUGCCAAGACUAGAAGGGUACCGAAAGAGGAGGUUCUGUCUGCUCUUUCUGUGAUUGAGAAGGCAAACCUUGAUCCCUCUGGGUUUCUCGAUACCCUGGGUGGAUCAAAGUCCCCAGGGAGGACUUGGAUGCUUAUUUUCACUGCUCAGAAACAGUUAAAGGGUGGUAGCUACUUCCCGCUCACUGCUGUUCAGAGGUUUGAUGCUGCUGGAAAGAGAAUUGAGAAUGGGGUAUAUCUUGGGCCAAUUGGGUGCUUAACAUUUGAAGGCAGAUUUUCAUGGAAGAAGAGAAUAUUGGCAUUCAUUUUUGAGUGCAUUCGGAUCAAGGUUGGACCUUUUAACCCUUUAGAAAUCAGUCUUGGCCAAAAAGAUGACAGGGAGCCAGGCACGAAGGAUCCUUUCUUCAUCUGGUUUUACAUUGAUGAGGAAAUAGCAGUUGCUCGAGGCAGAAGUGGGGGGACUGCAUUUUGGUGCAGAUGCAGCCGUGUCAUGAGUUCUUGAUUUCCUUCAAAUUUCAGUCAAAGACUCAUACAUGGUAUUCUCCUUGACAAUAGAAAUUGUUCAUUUGUUUAGAUUUGAAGCUAUGUACACAAGGAAUUUGGUAUGUACUCUGUGUAAAUUGUGUAUUUAGCUAAAGUGAUAUUUGUUUCAAUGGAAAUGCAAAUCUUGGAAAGAAAUGAAGCUUUUGGCAUCA
Messenger RNA from Vitis riparia (riverbank grape), 1005 nucleotides. RefSeq lists its product as uncharacterized. The transcript has 4 exons. NCBI's taxonomy places the organism in Eukaryota, Viridiplantae, Streptophyta, Magnoliopsida, Vitales, Vitaceae. Bases 33 to 812 code for a protein of 259 amino acids. The record is from RefSeq and is a predicted model, not a curated record.